This is a messenger RNA of Drosophila virilis, 3921 nucleotides long. It is a transcript of the gene msk, whose product is annotated as importin-7 msk. NCBI's taxonomy places the organism in Eukaryota, Metazoa, Arthropoda, Insecta, Diptera, Drosophilidae. Gene Ontology annotation, molecular function: small GTPase binding. Gene Ontology annotation, cellular component: nuclear envelope; cytosol. Gene Ontology annotation, biological process: protein import into nucleus. The record is from RefSeq and is a predicted model, not a curated record.
UCAUCACACGCUUCGUGCGGACUCGCAAAUUUCGGCGCUGUGUGUGUGGCUGUGACAGCCUUUUUCCACGUUUUUCCUAUUAACGUAUAAUUUUGCUAUUGGCCUUGCCAGUGCACCAUUUAUAUCGAUAAUUAAGCUAAACGUUAGCGAAUUGCGGGUGCUUAGUGGGCGCUUCUUUGUUUGUGCAGCAAUCACAGCAAAACCGGCGAAUAGGACAAUCCACAUAUACGAAAAUGGAGGCACAAAAAUUGACGGAACUGUUGCGCGCAACCAUUGAUCCAAAUCCGGAGCAAAGGAAAGCGGCCGAGGAUCAAUUAGCACAAAUACACAAAAUCAUUGGUUUUGUGCCCACCAUUCUGCAAAUCGUAAUGCAAACUACGCUGGAGCAGCCGGUGAGACAGGCUGGCGCUGUCUAUCUAAAGAAUCUGAUCAAUAGCAGCUGGUCGGAUCAUGAGACUAAGCCCGGUGAGCCCAUACCGUUUUCCAUCCAUGAACAGGAUCGCGCCAUGAUACGUAGCGCCAUUGUGGAUGCCAUUGUUCAUGCUCCAGAGCUGAUCAGAGUUCAGCUCUCAGUCUGUGUUAAUCAUAUCAUAAAGAGCGAUUUUCCCGGCCGUUGGCCCCAGGUGGUGGACAACAUCAGCAUCUAUUUGCAAAAUCCGGAUGUAAAUGGCUGGAACGGCGCCCUGGUCACCAUGUAUCAGCUGGUCAAGACCUACGAAUACAAACGCUUUGAAGAACGCACGCCGCUCAAUGAAGCAAUGAAUUUGCUGUUGCCAAUGAUUUAUCAGCUCAUGAUGACGUUGCUCAACGAUCAGUCGGAGCAAUCGGUGCUGUUGCAAAAACAAAUACUCAAGAUUUAUUAUGCACUAACGCAGUACAGUCUGCCGCUUGAUCUCAUCACUAAGGAGAUAUUCUCGCAGUGGAUGGAAAUUUGUCGUCAGAUUGCUGAUCGCGCUGUGCCCGAUUGUUCACAUCUAGAUGAUGAUGAGCGCACCGAAUUCCCCUAUUGGAAAACCAAGAAAUGGGCGCUGCACAUUAUGGUGCGCAUGUUUGAGCGCUAUGGCAGUCCCAGCAGUGUUGUGAGCGAAAAGUAUCAAAAAUUCGCCGAAUGGUAUCUACCCACCUUCAGUUCUGGCGUCUUGGAAGUGCUGCUCAAAAUCCUGGACCAAUAUCGCAAUCGUGUCUAUGUAUCGCCGCGUGUUCUUACUGAUGUGCUGAACUAUCUGAAGAUUGCUGUGAGCCACGCCUACACCUGGAAGCUGAUCAAACCGCACAUGGUGGCUGUUAUUCAGGAUGUCAUAUUCCCCAUCAUGUCAUUUACCGAUUCGGAUCAGGAACUAUGGGAGAGCGAUCCCUAUGAAUAUAUUCGCCUCAAAUUUGAUAUCUUUGAGGAUUAUGCCACGCCCGUGCCGGCUGCUCAGUCGCUACUGCAUUCCGUCUGUAAGAAACGUAAGGGCAUUCUGCCUAAGGCGAUGGCUACCAUUAUGCAAAUAAUUACCUCGCCCAAUGCGGAUAACAAGCAAAAGGAUGGUGCACUUCACAUGAUUGGCACACUUGCCGAUGUCUUGCUGAAGAAGACGUUAUAUCGCGAUCAGGUUGAGUCCAUGCUGACUACCUAUGUGUUUCCGGAGUUCCAGAAUCCGGCCGGUCAUAUGCGUGCACGUGCCUGUUGGGUUUUGCACUAUUUCUGCGAUGUCCAAAUCAAGAACCCUCAGGUGCUGGCCGAAACAAUGCGCCUGACAACCAACGCCUUGCUGACAGAUAAAGAGCUGCCCGUUAAGGUGGAGGCCGCCAUUGGCCUUCAAAUGUUCCUAUCAUCUCAGGACGAAGCACCGCAAUAUGUGGAGUCUCAAAUCAAAGAGAUUACCAAGGAGCUGUUGACCAUCAUACGCGAAACUGAAAACGAAGACUUGACAAAUGUCAUGCAGAAGAUUGUGUGCACAUUUACGGAGCAACUGUUGCCGGUUGCCACGGAAAUUUGUCAGCAUUUGGCAACAACAUUUAGUCAAGUGCUGGAAUCGGAGGAGGGAUCUGAUGAGAAGGCCAUUACGGCCAUGGGUCUGUUAAAUACGAUAGAAACACUGCUCAGCGUUAUGGAGGAACAUCCGGACGUGCUGCUUAAUUUGCAUCCAAUUGUGAUUAACGUAGUGGGUCACAUAUUCCAGCACAACAUUACCGAUUUCUAUGAGGAAACCUUCUCGCUUGUCUACGAUUUAACGUCCAAGUCAAUUUCAGCCGAAAUGUGGCAAAUGCUUGAGCUCAUUUAUCAGGUUUUCAAAAAGGAUGGUGUCGACUAUUUCAUUGACAUCAUGCCGGCGCUGCAUAACUAUGUUACCGUCGAUACGCCGGCCUUCCUUUCCAAUCCAAACCGUCUCCUGGCCAUCCUGGACAUGUGCAAAACUAUGCUGACUAGCAAUCCUGGAGAGGAUCCCGAAUGUCAUGCUGCCAAAUUAAUGGAGGUAAUUAUACUGCAAUGCAAGGGUCAAAUUGAUUCGGUGAUACACAUGUUUGUGGAGCUGGCUUUGUCGCGUUUGACACGCGAGGUGCAGUCAUCCGAGCUGCGCACUAUGUGCCUACAGGUGGUCAUUGCGGCCCUGUAUUACAACCCGCAAUUGCUGCUGUCCAUUCUGGACAAGAUGUCGCAGCCAAACAACGAACCAAUCAGCUCGCACUUUAUCAAACAAUGGCUGCAUGAUACGGACUGUUUCCUUGGCAUUCAUGAUCGCAAGCUGUGCGUCUUGGGUCUAUGUACUCUAAUCUCGCUGGGCGAUGCCAAGCCUCAGGUGCUUAGCGAGGUGGCGGGCAAGAUUGUGCCAUCGCUGAUAUUGCUGUUCGACGGGCUUAAGCGAGCCUAUGAAUCGCGUGCACAGGAGGAGGAAGAGGAAGAAGAAGAGGAGGAUGGCGAUGAUUGCGAGGAGGCUCUGUCGAGCGAUGAAGAUGAAAUGGAUGAGAUGGCGCCAAACUAUUUGGACAAACUGGCAGACUACACCAAAACGAAAGGCGCUGCUGCCGGCUUUGAGGUGAAAGCUGAACUCAAGGAUGACGAAGAAGAUUCGGAUGAUGAAGCAGAGGAAUCGGUUGGCGAUUUAAAUGAAACUGGCCUUGAAACUUUCACCACGCCCAUAGACGAGGAGGAGAACGAGAGCGCCAUCGACGAAUACUGGACGUUUAAGGAAGUUAUUACUGCACUUUCCGCCCAAGAUCAGGCCUGGUACUCGUUGCUAACCUCGAACCUAACGCCCGAACAGGCCAAAGCGCUGCAGGAAGUGGUCGUGACCGCUGAUCAGCGCAAGGCGGCCAAAGAAUCGAAAUUGAUUGAGAAGCAGGGCGGAUUUGCGUUCCCCCAGACCACCGUGCCCACCUCGUUUAAGUUUGGCUCUUAAUUGAUGGUGGGACACCAACUUAGUACGCUUUUCUUCUGACUUCAUUGUUUCUCAAAUUCUUUCCAUUACGAAAACAAAAAAGAAAAAACCUAGUGGCUGGAACUUGAUAUGAUGGCUGUUGAGGCAAUCUUUAGAUUCUCGUACAUAUUUUAUGUACACAUAUUUACACAUACACGUGUUGCAUGCAUCGACCCAGCGAUGGGUGGGGUGAUCGCUUUAUAUUUAUUGUAGAUUUAUAUUUUUAAAUUCUAUCUUGGCAAUUCCAUGCCAACUAAAUUAUAAUAACUUAAGUUGAAAGUCUAUUGUAUAUCAUUGUAUGUAACUAUAAACGAAAAACUAUUUAGAAGUCGUCUCAUGAAAUGAGAUCGAGCCCAGAUAAGCAUGGAUCAUACACACUCCAGCGUAAAAUGGUCAGAAUGAGAAUUCAAUGUAGAGCAUUUCACUUACAUUGUCUACACACACACACACACUCGUAUAUAACGUAAUAGACGAAGCGAUAUUUUUGAAAAAUAAAAACAUUUUUAACGUUUGAAUUAAA